Penicillium oxalicum is the source of this 2670-nucleotide messenger RNA. Its product is annotated as metal cation transporter MSC2. Lineage: Eukaryota; Fungi; Ascomycota; Eurotiomycetes; Eurotiales; Aspergillaceae. The coding region runs from base 1 to 2670 and encodes 889 amino acids. Gene Ontology annotation, biological process: intracellular zinc ion homeostasis; zinc ion transport; transmembrane transport. Gene Ontology annotation, molecular function: zinc ion transmembrane transporter activity. The transcript has 4 exons. Gene Ontology annotation, cellular component: membrane; Golgi apparatus. The record is from RefSeq and is a predicted model, not a curated record.
AUGUCCGCGGGAGCGUCGCCCUCCCUCGUGGAGGUCGCAGAGUCGCGCGUCGGAACCACACACUCUCAUGGUCACAGCCGAAGUCGAGGCCAUGGUCAUAGUCGAUCUGCUCGCUAUGCGCAACCACCAUUCCCUAGUUCACAGGGACACUCGAGUGUUUCUCAUCCGUCACCAUUGAACUCCGAAGGCAACCAGAAUGGAAGCUAUUCCUACAGUCAUGCUUCACAGCCGUCAAUUCAUGCUCACGGCCACUCUGAUUCCCUUCACUCUCAUACUUCUACCAUGUCUUCGGUUCAUCACGACCUGUCACAUUCGCAUACCCACAAGCAUACGCAUAGUCAUGCGCAUGACCACCAUCAUGAAAACGAACCUUGCCAGUCGCACCAUAACGAGAUCAGGCCAGCCACGACGAGGCCGGAGAUCCGCAGUGCGAACUCCAACUUGCUGCUUCAAACGAUGCACGGCACUCUAGUCGCAUUGCCUUGGAUCGUCCUCUCUUGGGUGUCUAGAGGAUACGUGCAGACUGGUGGCUCAGAAGAUUCCAAUAUUGCGGCCAACGAGAUUUCUGAGCGUAUGGGGUCAAUCGUCGCAAUGCUGACCGCAAUGACGCUGCUCGCGUUUGGCUGCGGGACCUUCAUAUUCUCUGCUGUCUUUGAGAACAAGUCCACGGGCGCUUCUACCUUGAAGAUUCCACGAGUGAGUGCCGAGGUGGGAAAGCUCGCUCUGCUGCAGGUUCUCUCGGUGGCAUUGCCAGUUUAUGCUGCAUUAGAGGUCGGGGGCUUUCUGGUGGCUUUUGUUCACCUUCUCAUAGCGGCGUCGGGGCUUCCUGGCUUGGUGAACCAGGGUAUCAGGAGGGGACCCUCCCAGCAAUACAACAAGAAGAUGUUCACUCUAACUCUUCUCGGAACAACAGUCCUGCUCGGUGCUCUUGGCAUGAACAAGGCCUGGAGCUCGUCGCCCUUCAGGGGAUAUGUGGCCCUGCUAGUGUCGGCAUUUGUGCUUCCACCAUCCUUCACCUUGUCUGUACCGCAGGGCCAGUCUCCGGAGCCUGGUCUUGGUGUUCAGUCAAUGGCUGGGCAGAACAAGCCUCAGGUCGAAGAGCAAGCAUUCGUUGCCGCUAGAGCCGAUCCCUCUCUCGCCAUUCUGGCUGGAGCUGCGCUAGCGGUACUGACGGUGAUCGUCUCUCGGGGCUUGACCCCCAGUGCAUGGGAGCUAAUCACCUUGGUGCCCGUUGCAACUUGUUUCGCGCUUGCACUGGCAACUUGGUUUCCCCUGGGUCAUUUCACUCCGAAUAAGAUUGGCCUCGCCACCAGCAGUACAAUCGCAGCGCUGCUUUGCGCCCCACACGACAAGGAUGAUUUUCUAUUUACGUAUGCCGUCCGCAUCAUGCUUGUGGUAGUUUCCUUUUUUGCCUCGAGGAUAGAUGAUAAGCAUCUUCUCGCCGAGGACCACUCCCACACGCAUACUCAUAACCAUCACCACCAUGGUCACUCCACUCAUGCAAAAACCGACACCACCCGAGUCACCAAGUGGCUACUACGGGCUAGCGAGGAUUAUCCCUUGUUGCACAGCAUCCUCAAGGAGGGUGAUUCUCGCAGCAUUUUCUAUUUCAUGUGCCUUAAUUUUACAUUCAUGCUUGUGCAGCUGUCGUACGGCUUUCUGACGGGCUCUUUGGGCCUGCUGAGUGAUAGUAUUCACAUGUUUUUUGACUGCCUUGCUCUCGUUGUUGGGCUCUGCGCGGCGGUCAUGAGCAAGUGGCCCCCCAAUGCGCGUUUUCCCUAUGGAUAUGGCAAAGUGGAUACCUUGUCCGGGUUUGCCAACGGUAUCUUUCUCAUGAUCAUCAGUGUGGAAAUUAUCUACGAGGCGGUGGAGCGGCUAUCUUCGGGAAGUCAGAUGCAUCGCAUCGGUGAAUUAUUAGCUGUCAGCGUAGCAGGUCUGCUUGUGAAUCUGGUCGGCAUCUUCAGCUUUGAGCAUGGCCAUCACCAUCAUGGGCACGACCAUGGGCAUGAUCAUUCACAUGGCAAUGAGAACAUGCAUGGAAUUUUCCUCCAUAUCCUCGCCGAUACACUGGGCUCAGUGGCUGUGGUCAUCUCCACGAUUUUGGUACAUUACUCUGGAUGGGCCGGCUGGGAUCCUCUGGCAUCCUGUUUCAUUGCCAUUCUCAUCUUUGCCUCGGCCGUUCCACUCGUCAGUAGCACAGCCAAGAGUCUUCUUCUCACGCUGCCGGCAGAUACCGAGUAUAACAUCCGUGAGACCCUGGCCGGGGUGAGUACCCUCCGUGGUGUCGUCAGCUACUCGGUCCCGAAAUUCUGGCUUGACGACACUAGCGUGGCAUCUUCGUCGGGGCAUGAUCAUUCACAUAACCAUGACCACGGUCAUGAUCACCAUGGACAUCAUCACCACAACAGUAGCCACGAUCACGGGCAUCAUCACGACCACAGCCAUGACCACGACCAUGGCCAUGAUCACGGGCACAACCACGCGCACGAGCACAAACGUCAAAAUGUCCUCGGCGUUAUUCACGUCAUUGCAUCUCGCGGGUCGGACCUGGAAGACGUCCGUCACCGGACCGUGGAGUACCUUCGGGAGAAAGGAAUCGACGUCGUCGUUCAGGUGGAGCGCGACGGAGAUGGUCGUUGCUGGUGCGGGGCUGGCAAUAAAAGUCCCUGA